Molecule: messenger RNA, 231 nt
Organism: Nezara viridula (southern green stink bug)
Lineage: Eukaryota; Metazoa; Arthropoda; Insecta; Hemiptera; Pentatomidae
Source: the annotation of a GenBank genome assembly
AUGCUGCGUUGUGGAUUAAACAAAACGCCUCAGAUGACAGCGAUCCUUCCAGUCGUUCCAGCCGCAAGGUGCCGCAGAGCUGACCAGAUGACCGACACUGACCCCCCUCGGCGACCGAUAGCCAUUAGAGCGGCCGUUGAAUUGCCAGGCCGAUGUACCGCUCCAUUAGUGGCCGCGGCUCCGUCCUGCCAACAUGAUGCUCAUCCAUCAGGCAGUGGCGGAGCACCUUAA